AUGUCUUCUGCCUUUCAAAUGGAUAGUGUCGAGACCGCAUUAAAGGAUGCUCUGAAAGGUCCCACAUACGACGAAGUUCGAAGGAUUCUAUAUGGCAGAGAACAUAAGUCAAUCUUCGAGAAAAUUGUUGAUAUGAAUGUUUUAAUUUUUAAUCAAUUUCAGGUAAGGAUAGCAGCAAUACAAUUUUCCAUUGUGCUCCCUACGACGGCACCGGUAGAGGAGCAAAGAAAAGCGAUCCACAACAAGGCAUCCAAAAUGAUCGACGCUGCUGUUCUUGCAGGGGCCAAUAUGAUCUGUUUCCAUGAGCUCUGGACAAUGCCCUUCGCAUUUUGCACUCCCGCUAAAUACGGAAUUGUGAUUAUCUCAUCAAUUUUGGAAAGAGAUGAAGACAAGGACGAUGUACUGUGGAAUGCAGCUGUCGUCAUUUCACAUACUGGCAAGGUGAUUGGCAAAAGCCGAAAGAAUCACAUUCCAAGAAUCGGAGACUUUUCAGAGUCUACCUACUACAUGGAAUCUACACUAGGACAUCCAGUAUUCGAAACAGCUUUUGGUAAAGUCGCUAUCAAUGUUUGCUAUGGUCGCCAUCACCCUCAGAACUGGAUGAUGUACGCUCUGAACGGGGCUGAGAUUAUCUUCAAUCCUUGUGCAGAGGUCGUCGAGAAUGAGAGCGAGCCAAUGUGGGCAUUUGAAGCUCGUAGUGCAGCAAUUGCCAACCACUGCUUCACAGUGCCCAUCAAUAGAGUGGGAAAGGAAUCGUUUCCAAACGAAUUCACUUCAGGAGAUGCUCGUCCAGCUCAUAAAGAAAUCGGGAUGUUCUACGGCAGCGCCUACGUAGCAGCUCCUGAUGGUAGUCGGACUCCGGGACUUUCGCGGACAAGAGACGGUGUUCUCAUAGCUGAGAUCGAUUUGAACCUUUGCCGGCAAGCAAAGGAUAGCUUAUGCUUCAGGAUGACGCAAAGACUGGAUCUCUAUGCAAAAAGUUUCACAGCAGCCGCAGAUCCGAAUUACAAACCCGAUAUUCAUCGAGAGAAGUAG
Molecule: messenger RNA, 1035 nt
Organism: Haemonchus placei
Lineage: Eukaryota; Metazoa; Nematoda; Chromadorea; Rhabditida; Trichostrongylidae
Source: the annotation of a GenBank genome assembly